Messenger RNA from Aplysia californica (California sea hare), 392 nucleotides. RefSeq names its product alpha-tocopherol transfer protein-like. Gene Ontology annotation, cellular component: membrane. NCBI's taxonomy places the organism in Eukaryota, Metazoa, Mollusca, Gastropoda, Aplysiida, Aplysiidae. Gene Ontology annotation, molecular function: phosphatidylinositol bisphosphate binding. The record is from RefSeq and is a predicted model, not a curated record.
GAUGUAUUUCCAGCACGUCUCCGGGCAGUCCACAUCGUCAACGAGCCCUCCUCCUUCGCCAGUAUCUUCGCCCUCUUCAAGCCUUUCCUCAAACAAAAGCUGUUGCAAAGGAUUCACUUCCACGGCAGCGAUUACGCUUCGCUCCACGAACAUAUAGACAGGGAGUUACUUCCUAAAUGCUUUGACGGAGAAAGACCUGACGUCACGGAUCACGAAUGGUGCAACGUCAUCAAGACAUGCGACAAGGAGUUUGAAGACGACAACAAGUAUGGACUGGUCGACAUGGUUGUGGGGGCGGGGUCAGGAGGAGGGGCUGGCGGAGUAGUUGGCGGGGAUAAAAUGGCAGGGACGUUCAAAAAACUCACUGUCGACUAACUGGUUGAUGUAUUUUU